Molecule: messenger RNA, 768 nt
Organism: Puma concolor (puma)
Lineage: Eukaryota; Metazoa; Chordata; Mammalia; Carnivora; Felidae
Gene: ENKUR
Product: enkurin, TRPC channel interacting protein
Cellular component (GO): axonemal microtubule; acrosomal vesicle
Molecular function (GO): calmodulin binding
Source: RefSeq, a predicted model, not a curated record
AUGGAUACAACUUGCUUUUCUGAGAGCAUUUAUAACCUCAUACCCAGUGACCGGAAGGAGCCUCCCCAGCCUCCUAGGUACGUAUCCAUUUUUAAGGCCUCUAUUAAAGAUAAUACGCAAAAAUGUAAAGCUGCAAUGAAGACUAUGGGGCCACCAAAAGUUGAACUACCUUCUCCAAAGAAUUUCCUGAAGAAACAUUCAAUGGAAAAAACUCUACCACCCAAAAAAAAGUUUGAUCGGAAUGAGCCCAGAAAGCCUCCUGUGCCACUGAGAACUGAUCAUCCAAUCAUGGGAAUACGAAGCGAAACAAAUUUUAUAAACACAAAUGCAGCCGAUGUCAUUCUGGGAGUGACUAAGAAGCCUAAACCAAUUUAUGUUGACAAAAAAACUGGAGAUAAGCAUGAUCUUGAAACUUCAGGACUAUUUCCAAAAUACAUCAAUAAAAAGGAUUACGGUGUCACACCUGAGUAUAUAUGUAAGCGAAAUGAGGAAGUAAAGAAAGCCCAAGAAGAAUAUGAUAACUAUAUCCAGGAAAACCUUAGGAAAGCAGCUAUGAAAAGGAUUUCUGAUGAAGAAAGGGAGGCAGUUCUUCAGGGGCUGAAGAAGAACUGGGAAGAGGUACAUAAGGAGUUCCAGUCCCUCUCUGUGUUCAUCGAUUCCAUACCGAAGAAGAUUCGCAAGCAGAAGCUGGAAGAAGAAAUGAAGCAGCUGGAACAUGACAUCGGUGUCAUUGAAAAGCACAGAAUUAUUUACAUUGCCAAUAAGUAA